AUGGGUGCCCUCAAGUAUGUCGAAGAACUUCAGAAGAAGAAGCAGUCGGACAUGAUGCGCUUCUUGAUGCGCGUUCGCCUUCGCCAACUUAAGGUCAUCCACCGCGCAAGCCGCCCCUCGCGCCCCGACAAGGCCCGCCGUCUCGGAUACAAGGCCAAGCAGGGUUACGUUAUCUACCGCAUCCGCGUCCGCCGUGGAGGUCGCAAGAGGCAGGCUCCCAAGGGCGCCACCUACGGAAAGCCUACCAACCAGGGUAUCAACCAGCUCAAGUACCAGCGCUCUCUCAAGUCCACCGCUGAGGAGCGUAUCGGCCGCCGCUGCGCCAACUUGCGCGUGCUCAACUCCUACUGGAUCAACCAGGACUCGACCUACAAGUACUACGAGGUCAUCUGCGUCGACCCCCAGCACAAGGCCAUCCGCCGCGAUCCUCGCAUCAACUGGAUCACAAAGGCCGUCCACAAGCACCGCGAGGCUCGUGGUCUCACCGCCACCGGCAAGAAGAGCCGUGGUCUCGGCCGUGGACACAAGUUCAACAACACCACUGCUGGAAGGAGGAAGACCUGGAAGAGGCACAACACCCUCUCCCUCUGGCGCUACCGUUAA
Molecule: messenger RNA, 603 nt
Organism: Alternaria arbusti
Lineage: Eukaryota; Fungi; Ascomycota; Dothideomycetes; Pleosporales; Pleosporaceae
Gene: RPL15
Product: 60S ribosomal protein L15
Exons: 5
Coding region: 1-603 (200 amino acids)
Biological process (GO): cytoplasmic translation
Cellular component (GO): cytosolic large ribosomal subunit; ribosome
Molecular function (GO): structural constituent of ribosome; RNA binding
Source: RefSeq, a predicted model, not a curated record